CCCAACCUCACACGUCUCCCACUCAACUCUCGGCGCCCCGCACUGCACCUCCCCACCAAACUCCUCAAAAUGGCUGACAUUGAGCAACGGCUGAAAAGCCACUCAACGGCGUUUGAAGGUUUACUCUCGCUGAUCCCCGGCAACAAGUACUUUGAAGGCGACAACACUGCCCAGUGGUCGAAGCGCAAGCAAAGCAAGGAGGAGCACAAGCGAGCCAAGAAAGCAAAGCUGGAUCCGGACUCUGUUACAACAGCGGCCGAGUUCCGCGCGAAGCGGCAACGCGGCGAAGACGACGUUGGCGACAACAUGAGCGGCGACGAAGCUGGCGAAGAAGCUGCUGAGGUAGAAGAAGCGCCUCCAAAACCUAAAAAGUCCAAGAAGCAGCAGCAGCAGACUCCCAAGAAGGCGGCAGCUGCGAAAGAGAAGGCGGUGGACGAGAAGGAAGUGAAAACACCCGCACAGAAAAAGGGAAAAGGAAAAGCCUCAGUCGUCGCCGUCGGCGUCGCCCCACCGUCUGAGGAAGUACCCACCGCUACAGCGACGUCGAACGACGAUGAUGAAGACGAAGACUCAGAAAUGAUCGAUGCCUCGGAGCCAAUCCAGAUCAACGGCUUCGCGGACCUAGCCGAAUCUCCCAGCACAAUUACGACUGAAGACCAGCCGACUCCCGCCACGACCACCCCCACCGAGCCCCGAAAACCCGAACUCGACGCCGCCGCGCGCGCCGAACAACGGGCCCGUCUCGCCGCACGGAUAGAAGCGCUGCGCGCCAAGCGAAAAGCUGACAAUGCCGAUGGCACAUCUGCGCGCACACGACAAGACCUCCUCGAAGCCCGCCGCAAGAAGGAAGCACAGCGAAAGGAACGGAAGAAGGCGGCCCGCCUGGCCGAUAAGAUAGUCAGUGAGGGCGAGGAUGUUCUUUCGGAAAUUCCUGCGAUACCCGCUGCUGCGGCUGCGACGCCUGCGAUCAGGAAGGACUUCUCGUUUGGCCGUGUCACCUUCGAUGACGGACGACAGUUGAAUGCGAAGUUGCAGGAUUUCCAGAAGGACAAGAGGAGGAGGGGGCCGACUGAUCUUCUUGGUCAGCUCAAGCAUACCGAGGCGAAGAAGCGGCGGAUAGAGCAGAUGGGCGACGAGAAGAAGGAGGAGGUGCUUGAGAAGGAGAAGUGGAGCAAAGCGUUGAAGCAGGCGACCGGCGAGAAGAUCAAAGACGACGAGAAACUGCUCAAGAAGGCUUUGAAACGACAAGAGUCUCAGAAGCGGAAGUCGGCGCAUGAAUGGGGCGAGAGACUGUCUGGGCAAUCCAAAUCACAGGCUCAGAGGGUGAAGAAGCGAGAAGAGAACCUUCAGGCGAGAAUAGACUCGAAGAAGGCGAACAAGGGUGGGAAGAAGAUCACCAAGAAGAGCCAAAAGCCGUUCGUCAAGAAAGGCGGCAAGAAGCCGUCGAGACCAGGCUUCGAGGGUGGAAUGAAGUCCAGUAGUGGGAAGGGAAAGAGUAAGGGGAAGAAGUAGUAAUGAGAUCACUAUGAGGAACU
Tricharina praecox is the source of this 1535-nucleotide messenger RNA. Its product is annotated as surfeit locus protein 6-domain-containing protein. Gene Ontology annotation, cellular component: nucleolus. The record is from RefSeq and is a predicted model, not a curated record. NCBI's taxonomy places the organism in Eukaryota, Fungi, Ascomycota, Pezizomycetes, Pezizales, Pyronemataceae. Gene Ontology annotation, biological process: ribosomal large subunit biogenesis; ribosomal small subunit biogenesis. The coding region runs from base 70 to 1512 and encodes 480 amino acids. Gene Ontology annotation, molecular function: DNA binding; RNA binding. The transcript is spliced from 4 exons.